AUUUGGCUUUGGUAGCCUCCACUACUCUCUCACCUACCUUCUCUUCUCUUCUUUCUCUUUUCAACACUUCAAUUUCUCAAUUUUCUUCACAACCAUUCAAAAAAUGGAAUUCUACACAACCAUAACAAACCAAAUAUCCUUCUACACCGGUCUUUCUCCAACCGCUUUCUUCACCAUCUCAUUCCUAACCUUCUUCGUCUACCGAACCGUUACUUCCAUGUUCGUUUCCCCUCAAGAUUUCAACAAACCACCGGUCGUUUCGGCUCGGUCCGGUUCUCUGUUUGAAGUAGCUGAGCCGCGGAGAGAACCGGUUCAGGUUGGCGAAAUUACUGAAACGGAGUUGCGGUUGUAUAAUGGAUCGGAUAAAAGUCAACCGAUUUUGAUUUCUGUUAGAGGACAGAUCUAUGAUGUCUCCGAUGGAAGUUUAUGUAUAUGCAGGAAUUUUUAUGGGCCGGGAGGAUCUUAUACGAUGUUUGCUGGAAGAGAAUGUAGCCGAGCGCUUGCUCUAUUGUCGUUUAAACCUCGAGAUAUUAAUGGAAAUCUUGAAGGUUUGGAUGAAUCAGAGCUCACAAUUUUAGAGGAUUGGGAGUAUAAAUUCAUGGAAAAGUAUCCAAAAGUUGGUCGACUUGUUUUAGAAGAAAGAAUUCAGCAAAUUGAGCAGAGUCAAGAAGAUAAUUUGAAAUUAAGCCAUAAUGAAUGACAAGAGUAAGCAAAAUAGAAAUCCAUUGUGUUGUUGUAUAGUAUAGGUUGUGUUGUGUUAUACUGUGGUGUUAAAAUUUUGUGAUUUCUUGAUAAAUCAUGUAUAGAACCUUACCCCAUGGGGUAGUUACUUAGGAAAAGGUUUGUGUGAAAUAUUGAUUUGAGAAAUUAUAUUCUUGUAAUCCAGGGAGAAUUGUACCCUAAAAUGUAGCCCAAUCUAAUUGUUCAAGUACAUAAGCCUCUCAUAAUUGAUCAAAUUUAUGUGA
Molecule: messenger RNA, 965 nt
Organism: Vicia villosa (hairy vetch)
Lineage: Eukaryota; Viridiplantae; Streptophyta; Magnoliopsida; Fabales; Fabaceae
Product: probable steroid-binding protein 3
Exons: 2
Coding region: 104-700 (198 amino acids)
Cellular component (GO): membrane; endomembrane system
Source: RefSeq, a predicted model, not a curated record